GCUAAAGGGAACACACCUCUGCAGGAUGCAAGGACCUGGCUGGCGCUGUGGGGUGAUACUGGUGCUAGAAGUGUUGUCCGUGGUGCUGGCCGCCCAGGACGCAGUCCAGGAUAUCUCUGACGAAGGGCUGGACUCCUUCGGCGCAGGCGAGGUUGUAGUGGAGGGAGCCAUCAGGCUAGGGCGGUCACGGUCGCCCCGGGCGCUGAGGGGCACGGUGAACGGUGGUACGCCCGGGCACGACUUCCCUACCCUCAACGCCGUGCCUGCUACAAACUUCAACUGCCACGGGAAGAAGCACGGCUACUACGCUGAUGUUGAUACCGGCUGCCAGGUGUUCCACGUGUGUCAGGCUGACGGUCGCCUGAACAGCUUCCUGUGUCCCAACAGUACCAUCUUCCACCAGCGGAGGCUGGUCUGUGACUGGUGGUACAACGUCAAAUGUGACGCCUCAGCCCAGUACUUCGAUGUCAACCUGGAGAUCGGCAAGGUGCCAGCAGCCUCUACCCGCUCCUCGGGGCUCACUGGGGGUGCAAGAGCUCAAGGAUCAGGCUUCUCUGGAGGUGCUGGAUCCCAAGUAUCAGGCUUCUCUGGAGGUGCUGGAUCCCAAGGAUCAGGCUUCUCUGGGAGUACUGGAUCCCAACGAUCAGGCUUCUCUAGGGGCGCUGGAUCCCAGGGGUCACGUUUUUCUAGUGGAAGUGGAUCCCAAAGGCCAAGCUUCUUUGGGGGGGCUGAAACCCAAGGAUCAGGCUUCUCUGGGGGUAGUGGAUCCCAAGCGUCAACCUUCACUGAGGGUGCUGGAACUCAAGGGUCAGGUUUCACUGGGAGUAGUGGAUCCCAAGUGUCAAGCUUUACUGGGGGUGCUGGGACCCAAGGAUCAGGCUUCUCUGGGGGUAGUGAAUCCCAAGCGUCAAGCUUCACUGGGGGUGCUGGAACCCAAGGGUCAGGAUUCUCUGGGAAUAGUGGAUCCCAAGUGUCAAGCUUUACUCUAGGUGCUGGAACCCAAGGAUCAAGCUUCUCUCGGGGUAGUGGAUCCCAAGCUUCAAGUUUCACUGGGGGUGCUGGAACCCAAGCGUCAGGCUCCGGAAGAGUCACUGGCCAAACUCCCUUCCAAGCAGCAGCAGCAGCACCUCAGACUCGACCUCUUGGACCUCCAGUAACCUUACCCUCUGCUGGAGAUCACUCGAGGGUCAGUGGACAGGGCAGCUUCACGAGCUCACGAGGAUUGACACCAAGCUCAGCAAGGCCAACUCUUAUUCCUGCAGCCCAAGUUACACCAUCAGGAGGGAGUGGAACUUUUGCCAGCCGAGUGCAAGGAACGCUUAGAACUUCCCAAACACCGCCGAGAACUGCUCCGAGAGUUCCAGUUCCCACUUUCCCACCAAUUACAUCUCCAGCACCUACGUUUCCACCACAUACAACUCCAGCACAUACAUCUCCAGCACCUACAAUUCCAACACCUACAGCAACUCGAGCCCCUACACUCAUAGGUCAGGCACCUACAAGAAGUUUCACACCUACAAGAACUUUUGCACCUGCAAGAGUAGCCGUGUCAAAGCGUCCUGUGGGAACGUCCAGCCACUUCGGCGUCUCUCUCCCGAGUCUAAACAGACCUCCUGCCGAUGGUGUCAAUUUGUUGAUUAGUGGUAUUCAGAGCUCUCAGAUCCUCGAUAACGUCGCUGAUGUGAGAGACGCUGGCUUUGGCGUUCCACUCCCAUCUACCGGAGGAAACCAAGCCACCCAGAGUGUGUCUAAUCAGAACAGAAUACAGACCACUCAUCGAUUCCAAGCUAGCCAGGGUGUUUCUCUGAGUAACACACGAUCACAAUCGCAACCUUCCAGCUUUCAGAGCGACACUAGGGACCGAAAAAUUGCAGUCGGACAGCCUGCGUUGCCCGUUCGAAGACCUUUCACUACUGGAACACCCAGCAGAGGAUCUGCAACAUUUAGCACUCGGACUCGCAAACUUUGAGGGUAGGCCAACCUGUUGGCGUGCCUUUACCUGCACUAAGCAGCACAGUGAGUUCAGGAACUGGUCACCGUGGAUCUUCAGUACCCAGCGUGCCUCAAAGAGACGGCAGCAACUCUGGAGCUGGACAGAGAAUUCCGGGAGUUGUAGCAACCACUUCGCAACAAGGAGCCACACAGGGAUCAUUCGGUAUUCCUCUUCCAAUUCUUUCCUCAACGGGAGGCUCCCAAGGUAGCGUGGGCGUCCCGCUGACUACCGCCGGCGGUGUCUCGUCCGUUGGAAGGUUCGGUUCGACGGUGACCAGAACCGGAGGAUCAAGGUUGCCACAAGGUACUAUAGGACCAAUAAUUAUCGUCGAAGACGAUAGGGAUGACUCUGAUGAUCGAUUUGAUUUGGACGACCGAUUCGAUGAUGACCGAUUCGAUUUAGAUGACCGAUUCGACGAUGAUAGAUUCGAUUUAGAUGACCGAUUCGAUGACGAUCGAUUCGAUGAUGAUCGAUUCGAUGACGACCGUUUUGAUUUAGAUGAUCGCUUUGAUGAUUUGGAUGACCACUUCGAUGAUCUGGACGACCGAUUCGACGACGAUCGUUUCGGUAGAACCAACUUCCUUAGAAAUCCGAACACACUGAGCCCAGGUGUGGGCUUGCCCUUACCCCCGUCAGAGAUCCAGCUGCCUCCUCCGACGGGAUUCUAACCGCGUAGACGAUCUU
Molecule: messenger RNA, 2677 nt
Organism: Cherax quadricarinatus
Lineage: Eukaryota; Metazoa; Arthropoda; Malacostraca; Decapoda; Parastacidae
Product: corneodesmosin
Cellular component (GO): extracellular region
Molecular function (GO): chitin binding
Source: RefSeq, a predicted model, not a curated record